AUGGGGGACUAUAGAGGAAUAUCACCCAUGAAUUUCACCGGCAAUUUGUCAGAAAAUUGGAGGUUAUGGCGUCAAAAAUUUGAAAAUUAUUUGAUUGCUUCAGAGGUCAGUAAAAAGGAUCCGAAAGUUCAAAUUGCUCAAUUAUUGCAUUACAUUGGUGAAGAAGGUAUGUCAAUAUAUAAUACAUUCACCUUUGCGAAUGAAGAAGAAAGUGAAAAAUUAUCCACGGUAAUUAAUCAGUUCGAGGCUCACUUCAUGCCGAAAAAGAAUUUGUCCUAUGAAAGAUUUAAAUUUUUUACUCGAAAACAAUUAGAAGGAGAAACGAUUGAACAGUUUGCCACUGAUCUUAAAAAUAAAGCUAAGUCUUGUGAAUUCGGCGAUUUGAAGGAAAGUCUUAUUAAAGACAUAUUAACAUGUGGCUUACAAAGUCAAAAUUUAAGAGAGAGAUUACUGCAGGACGAUCAAAAAACAUUAGAAGAAGCUAUCCAAUUGUGCUUAUCUGUUGAAAGUUCAAGAAAGCAGUCAAGUUUAAUUUCGAAGGCAGGUUCUACUGUUCCAAUAAAUUCUCUCUAUAAAAGUCAAAAUGGCGUCCAUCCACAGCAUGGAAAAUCCUUACGCUCCUUCUCGAAGAAAGAAAUGGCCUAUCAACAGAGUCACGCGCAGUCACAAAAAGGGACGAGUAAUCAACAGGGAACUACUUCGGCCCACUUCAAUUCAAAAUCGAACCGUCGAACAAAUUUUCAAGGUCAAGAUUGUUGUUACAAGUGCGGAAGUAAACACGAGAAGUAUUGCUGUCCGGCAUAUAGACGAAAAUGUGAAGUGUGUGGGUUAUACAAUCAUUUUGCGAAAAUGUGUAAUAAAAGAAAAGUGAAUGGUGUUAAUAUGGAAAAGAAUUGCGAGGAAAUUGACAACAAGCCUGUUUAUGUAUACAGUGUUGAUCAAACAUACUCAAGAAAUAAUUCAUGGUAUACGUCUUUACUCUUGAAUAACAAGGUAACUGUCUGUUUUAAAUUGGACACGGGAGCCCAAGCGAAUUUAAUAUCAAUGAGUAAAAUGAAAAAUUUAAGGGAAAAUAAUUUAAUAAUUCAAACUGACAUAAAAUUGAAGUCAUAUACUAAUGAUUUUCUUCCUGUUAUUGGCAAAUGUUUUUUGAAUUGUAGAUAUAAAAAUGUUACUGCCUUAUUGGAAUUUUUUGUAGUGGAUUCCAGUUUAGAGUGUAUACUUGGUCUAGAAGCUUGCCAAAAGUUAAAUUUAAUAAAACUAAUUGAUUCAAACGAUAAAAUCGAUCAAAAUGAAAGAGGUAUGAUAGAAUACCCAUUCAAAGAAAGCAGUGUUGCUAUUAUGGAUAGAUUUAGCGAUAGAUUUUCAGGCUUAGGAUGUUUAAAUGUAAAAUACCAUAUAGAACUGAAUAACAAUGUUCAGCCAGUGGUUCGCCCUACUCGUAGAAUACCCAUCCCAUUGAUAGAUGACUUUAAGAAAACUUUGAUUGAAUUGGAAGAAAAGAAAAUUAUUAAAAAAAUCAAUGAGCCAACAGAUUGGGUCAAUUCAUUGGUUGUAUUACGAAAAAAUGAUGGAUCUCUUCGUGUUUGUUUGGAUCCACGUGAUUUAAAUUUGGCCAUUAAAAGAGAACAUUUUCAAUUACCUACUCUUGAUCAAAUUGUAUCAAAAUUAACAGGAGCUAAAUAUUUUAGUAAAUUAGAUGCCACAAGUGGUUUUUGGCAAAUUGAACUUGAUGAUGCUAGUGCAAAAUUAUGCACAUUUGGUACGCCAUAUGGGCGAUAUUGUUUUUUGAGAAUGCCUUUUGGUAUAAAAUCAGCUCCGGAGGUUUUUCAUAAACAUUUCAAAAAUAUUUUUGACAUGGAUGGAGUUGAGAUAUAUUUAGAUGAUAUUAUUGUAUGGGGUGAGACACUGGAUGAACAUAAUUUACGAUUGAGAAAGGUUUUAGACAUAGCAAGAAAAAAUAAUGUCACUUUCAAUAAAAAUAAAUGUAAGAUUUUAAUGUCGGAAAUAUCUUUUAUGGGUCACAAAAUAACAUCUGAAGGAUAUUAUCCAGGGUUAGAUAAGAUUGAAGCUAUAAAAAAUAUGACAAUACCUACAAGCAAAAAAGAAUUACAAAGGUUUUUGGGGAUGAUUACGUAUGUCGGUCGUUUUAUACCAAAUCUGUCAAAUUUAAAUUCACCAUUAAGGGAGCUCAUAAAAAAGAAUAAUUUAUUUGUUUGGACUGAUCAGCAUACGGAAUCCUUCCAAAAUUUAAAAAGAAAAUUAACUGAAGCCCCGGUUUUGCAAUAUUAUGACUUAAACAAGCCAGUUGUUAUUUCUGUUGAUGCCUCCAAAGAUGGAAUUGGUGCUUGUUUACUACAGAAUGGUCUACCUUGUGCUUAUGCUUCGCAAGCUUUAACUGAAACUCAGAAAAGGUGGGCACAGAUUGAAAAGGAACUGGCAGCAGUUCUUUUUGGCUGUCAAAAAUUUUAUGAAUUUGUGUAUGGCCGCUCCUUUUCUGUGGAAACUGAUCACCGUCCUUUGAUAGGAAUUUUUAAAAAACCUUUAUUAGAAUGUCCUGCACGAUUACAGCGUAUGGUACUUCAGUUACAAAAAUUUGAUUUUGAAUUGAUUUAUAAGCCAGGUAAAGAUUUAUUCUUAUCUGAUGCUUUGUCCAGAGCAUACAUUAAGAAUAAUGAAAAUUCAAUACCACUUGAUGAUGGUUUAGAAGUAUGUGUGAUAGAAAAUAAUAGUAAAUUUAGCGAUGAGAAGUUUAGAGAAUUGUUGAAACUUUCAAAUGAAGAUUCAGAAAUGUGUUUAUUGAGUAAAUAUAUUAAAAAUGGUUGGCCUAAUACUAUUAAAAAAGUUCCUGAUUUGUUAAGGGAUUAUUAUAGAUUUAGGAAUGAGAUUGUUGUAAGCAAUGGUCUUUUAUUCAAAGGAAAUAAAAUUAUUGUGCCUAAAGGGUUAAGGUCUAAGAUUAUUGAUAGUAUUCAUUAUGGUCAUUUUGGAAUUGUAAAAUGCAAAAAUAGAGCCAAUCAAUCUUUUUUCUGGCCAGGAAUGAUUUCAGAACUGGAAAAAACUGUAUCGAAUUGUGGAAUAUGCAAUAAAUAUAGAGUAAAUAAUCAAAAGGAGGAAUUGAAACAUCAUGAAAUACCUGAAAUUCCAUGGAACAAAUUAGGUAUAGACAUACUGUAUUUAGGGUCUCAAAUGUUCUUGUUAGUUGUAGAUUAUUAUACAAAGUGGGUUGAGUUGAUAAAAUUGGAGCAUAAUGCUCAUUCUAUUAGUGUUGUAAAUAUUUUGAAAACAUUAUUCGGCAGAUUUGGCAUUCCAGCAGUUAUAAUUUCAGAUGGGGGACCUCAAUUUUCUUCCUUAGCUUUUAACAAUUUUUCAAAAAAGUGGGGUUUUAAACAUAUAUUCACUAGUGCACAAUAUCCACAGUCUAAUGGAAUGGUCGAGAGAACAAAACAAACCAUCAAAAAAUUACUCAGAAAGGCCAGAGAGGAGGAUAAAGACAUAGAGUUAGUUUUGCUUUUAUACAGAAACACGCCCUUGGAAUGUGGUUUUUCUCCGGCACAGCUCAUGUUUUCUAGAAAUUUAAGAGAUAUACUACCUACUACUACUGAGGCACUUAGACCCCAAAAUGUAAAUUUUCAAAAUUAUAAUAAAACGUUGUCAUCAAGAAAAACUAGAGAGAAAUAUUAUUACAAUCGUAGUCAUAAAAAUUUAAAACCAUUAAAAAAGAAUAAUAGAGUCAGAUAUCAAGAUUAUUCGGGUUCUAAUUGGAAAGUUGGCAAAAUAAUUGAUAAACCUCGAGAACGUUCUUAUGUUAUAGAAAAAGAAAAUGGAAAUCAAAUAUUUAGAAAUAGGAGGUUUAUAGAAGGUUUGUCAGAACCUGAAACAGAACUAGUAAAAGCGGAAGAAGCGGAAAUAAGUGAUUUUAAUUUAAGUAAAUUAUAUGAGCCUGAAGAGGUUUACAAUGUAGUACCAUCAACAUCUUCAGGUAGGGUUGUAAGAAAGCCCGAAAGAUUCGGAUUCACUUAA
Messenger RNA from Coccinella septempunctata (seven-spotted ladybird), 4020 nucleotides. RefSeq lists its product as uncharacterized. The record is from RefSeq and is a predicted model, not a curated record. The coding region runs from base 1 to 4020 and encodes 1339 amino acids. Gene Ontology annotation, molecular function: nucleic acid binding. The transcript has a single exon. Gene Ontology annotation, biological process: DNA integration. Lineage: Eukaryota; Metazoa; Arthropoda; Insecta; Coleoptera; Coccinellidae.